Camellia sinensis is the source of this 540-nucleotide messenger RNA. NCBI's taxonomy places the organism in Eukaryota, Viridiplantae, Streptophyta, Magnoliopsida, Ericales, Theaceae. The record is from RefSeq and is a predicted model, not a curated record.
UGUAGGCUGAUCUUUUAAAAGUGGACCGAAAGAGGACACCUUGGCUACUUGUUUUAUUCCAUGUUCCAUGGUAUAACAGUAACAAGGCUCACCGAGGUGAAGGGGACCGUAUGAUGCAAGCCAUGGAACCAUUGCUAUAUGCUGCCGGUGUAGAUAUUGUUCUUGCUGGCCACGUACAUGCUUAUGAACGCUCGAAACGUGUCUAUGGUGGAAGAUCAGAUUCUUGUGGUGCUGUCCACGUAACAGUUGGUGAUGGAGGCAACAGAGAAGGUUUAGCCAGCAAGUAUAUAAAUCCACAGCCAGAGUGGUCUGUCUUCCGUGAAGCAAGCUUUGGUCAUGGCGAGCUCAAGAUAGUGAAUUCAACUCAUGCUCUCUGGAGCUGGCAUAGGAACGAUGACGAUGAACCAGUGAGAUUUGAUGAGGUCUGGAUAACCUCUUUGGUCAGUUCAGGCUGCCUUGCUGAUAAGAGGCCUGAACUAAGGAAGAUCCUCCUCGCACCUUAGCACCAGUAAUAAGAGUGGUGCGUGCAUGCUUCUAUAA